CCAGGCGAGUGUGGGAAACGGCAACUUGUGUGAAACCCACAACGUUUCCCCAGCCAGGGACGGGUAUAAAUAGAGGAAGGGCUGGGGAGGUUGCAUCCAGCUGAUAAGGCAACCUUUCAAAGUCCCCUGCUCUCUCUUGACUCGCCCACCGACCGAGGAAAUGGCCCCCGCUGGCAGCGUCGGAUGCCACUUACCCCUGGAGGGAGAGAAGAGGCUGGCCAAGGAAAAAAAUAAGCUGAGGAAACCAGUGGUGGAGAAAAUGCGCCGUGACCGAAUUAACAGCAGCAUCGACCAGCUAAAAGUUUUGCUGGAGAGGGAAUUCCAGUGCCAUCAACCUAACACCAAGUUGGAAAAAGCUGACAUUUUAGAAACCGCCGUCAGUUAUUUGAAGAAACAGUGUCAGAUGCAGGAAUCAGGCGGGAGAAACCCCGAAUUCGAUUUCCACACGGGUUACCUGCGCUGUUUACGGGAAGCCUUCUCUUUCCUCUCCUUCUGCCAGUCCAAGAGGGAGACCCAAGCGCGGCUCAUCAAACACUUCUGCAACGUUCACACCCUCUCCGACGCCGACGCCUUCUCCCUCCUCUCGUCUCCUGCGCCCAAGAAGCCGCCGGCGGAAAAGAGGCCCACCCUGGCGGCCUCGGCCUUCAUCUGGAGGCCGUGGUAGAGCAGGUGGCCUGAGAACCAUCAAGCCACGGAACAGAUGUCGCCCCGCGGAAGCUGUGGGAGCGCCA
Notechis scutatus (mainland tiger snake) is the source of this 731-nucleotide messenger RNA. Its product is annotated as transcription factor HES-5-like. The record is from RefSeq and is a predicted model, not a curated record. NCBI's taxonomy places the organism in Eukaryota, Metazoa, Chordata, Lepidosauria, Squamata, Elapidae. Gene Ontology annotation, biological process: regulation of DNA-templated transcription. Gene Ontology annotation, molecular function: protein dimerization activity; DNA binding.